AUGACCGCCGGCAGAGUCACACAAAGACCACAAGGCAUCAACGUCAGCCACGAUGUGGUUUUGUUUAUUCCAAACAACGGCGACUUUGAGAGCCAAUACGAGACGCAAGUGAAUGCUGUCAAUGGGACUUUGGCAAAUCUUGUUACGUGCACAACAGAUUGUCCCUUCAACGUGACAACGCAACCGACUGUAGUUGGGACUCAAGUGGAUCCGGAAACCUUUUGUAUGUCAUACGUGAAGGAUCCGGACCUGGCCCGGCACUACAGGGCGGUGAACCACAACAAUUCCCUGGUGUGCGUCACUCGAUGCCACGCCAACUAUGACCUCGACAAGCUCACCUGCUACAACGGUGGCGCGUGCAGGGUUUUCAGGGAUGUCGGCGCCGUUUGCGAAUGUAAGGCUUUGGACGCCACGUGGUACUUAGGCUCUGACUGUGGGCUGCCUAUCAAACGUGUGGCCUUCUACGCCGGUUUGGUGGUCACCCUGGCUUUCCUCGUGGCCACCGUGUCAGGCUUGAUCGCAUACGUGGUCAUCAACAGAAAAGAGCAAAUGAGGAAAAAAGACGUGAAAAAGAAGCUGGUGAACAAAUGGCUGAACGACGAAUUUGAGUGGUCCCGAUCUGAUAAACCUUCGACAGGCACGUUAAAUGCCGUUGGCACGUUGUGUCACAUUGCGGUUCUAGACUGA
Molecule: messenger RNA, 687 nt
Organism: Syngnathus typhle (broad-nosed pipefish)
Lineage: Eukaryota; Metazoa; Chordata; Actinopteri; Syngnathiformes; Syngnathidae
Exons: 7
Coding region: 1-687 (228 amino acids)
Source: RefSeq, a predicted model, not a curated record